Messenger RNA from Coffea eugenioides, 2556 nucleotides. RefSeq names its product protein NLP6-like. Lineage: Eukaryota; Viridiplantae; Streptophyta; Magnoliopsida; Gentianales; Rubiaceae. The record is from RefSeq and is a predicted model, not a curated record. The transcript has 5 exons. Bases 1 to 2556 code for a protein of 851 amino acids. Gene Ontology annotation, molecular function: DNA-binding transcription factor activity; protein binding.
AUGGAAGCUCAAACUUCUUCCUCUCCCGCUUUUCCUACGGCAGGUUUGGGGCCUUGUGAACUAUCAUACUCCCAUUCAACUAAGGAUCCACAUUAUCAUUCUCACCAGUGGGUUUUCUGGAGCACAUUUUGCAAUGACAAAGUACACUGCGUCAAGCCUCGUGUUGCCGCCGCUGCUGGCGGUGCCGUGAUUAAGGACCAGAUCAAACGUUUUCUAGAACUUGUUAAGCAGAUAAUUUGGUGUCGGUGUCGUCUAGUUCAGUUUUGGGGCUUAGUGAAGAUUGACGACAAAAUGUAUUUGACAACUUGUGACCAGCCUUUUGCUUUUCAGUGCUCCAGUCCUCUAGACGUCAAGAAAGUAUGCGAACAUAGGAAGCACUGUUUGGAUUACUUAAUACCCGUGGAUGAUGAUGAUGAUGGUGAGCUUAUAAUUGGUCCCCCUGGUCGGGUGUUCCGCAGUGGAUUCCCUGAAUAUGCACGGAAUGUGGGUGAUUACACUAGUAGAGAGUAUCCUCAACGUGAUUUUGCGGCCGAGCGUUUCAGGGAUUACUGGGCGUUGCCAGUCUAUCAUCAUCCUACUCAGGACCUCCCCAGUGGUGUACUCGAAAUUGUUGCAUCAUCAUAUGUUUUUAGCGUUUCUGGACAUUGGGUUCUGGAGAAGCUUCAGAAUCUACUACGGGAGGUGAAUCUGACAACUACUCGUGUAAGUGUCGCGGAAGUAAAUUCAGGUCAUCAAGAAGAAGAAAUUGCUAUACUUUACAUAGUAUCAAUCGUUGUGAGCACAAUACAUAAAUUGCCUCAUCGUGAAAUUUGGAGUGCUUCUGGAGAAAUGCUAAGUUCUUGUGAUGGUGAUUUUAUUCAGAAGGGACAAGGGGUAGUUGGAAAGGCAUUUUCAUCCAAAAGUGCAUGCUUUUGUAGGGAUAUAAGACAAUUGAGCAUAACAGAGUACCCGUUGGUACCCAUUGCACGACGCUUGAAGUACUCUGCCUGUUUUGCAGUUUGUUUGCAGAGCUAUUGCUCGAACAAUUGCAUUUACGUACUGGAGUUCUUUCUACCUACGUAUGAAGAAGAUGAAGAUGAAGAUGAAGAUGAAGCAGACUAUGGGGAAGAUGAAGAUGAAGCAGGCUAUGAGGAAGAUGAAGCAGACUAUGGGGAUCCUAGGACAUUGUUGAACAGCCUAAUGGAGACAUUGAAAGAACGCCUCGGAAGUUCUUUUAAGAUUGCUUCGGGACAAGAAUUGGGGCAGAAAUUGACUGUUGAGGUUAUAAAGGUCUCUCCAGAGGAUAAAUUUGAUUCUUUUGAAAUCUGCAAUACUACUCGUAGUGAGUCUACACCCGGGCUUGUAGAAGUACAAGAGGGAGCAGGAAUGGCGCAACUUGAUUGCUCAUCUCAACAAGUUGAUGCCGCAAAUGGUUCUAUGGAUGGUAUCCAUAACCAGCAGAAUAGAAGUGUUGGAUCUACAAGGAGGAGACGGAAUGGAAGUGUUGGAUCUCCGGAGGAUGAAUUUGAUUCUUUUGACAUCUCCAGUCCUGCUGGUAUCGAAUCUCAACCUAGGCUUGAAGAAGUACAAGGAGGAGACGGAAUGAUGCAACUUGAUUUCUCAUCUCAACAAGUUGAUGCUGCAAAUGGUUCUAUGGAUGGUAUCCAUAACCAGCAGCAUGGAAGUGUUGGAUCUACACCUAGGAAUGCAAAAGCACAAGGAGAAGGAAUGGUGCAAGUUGAUAAUGCAAAUGGUCAUAUAAAUGGUGUCCAUGCACAGCAGAGUGGGAUUGUUGGAUCUCCACCCAGACCAGAGCACGUGCAGGGCAUUGUCAACAUAUCAGAUCAAGAAUUAAAUCUUGCAGGAGUUGAUGUUGUGCACAAUUCUACGGAUGGUGUUUAUGAACAGAAAAAUGGAAUUGAUAGAUCUUCAACUGGACAGGAGGUCGUGCAAAACAUGGUCAGCAUAGCACAUGAUGAACCAAUUGUGGAAGAUCCUCGAAGAGAUGGUGCUAGUAUAGAACAGAGGGACAAUGAAGUGACUAAUUUAGAAGUGCAAAAGCCUAGUUGGACUUUAAAAAGCGACCUUGGAAUUACUCGUGAGGUUCUUGAACAAAAUUCUACAAGGAGACUUGAAGAUGCUGCAAAAGUUCUUGGAGUUAGUCGAUCUACAUUGAAGCGUAUAUGUAGGGAGUACGGUAUUAACAGAUGGCCACCUCGUAAAGCAAGAAAGGUUAGUCAAGCAUUUGCUGUACAGAAAACUGUUCAACCUUCUACUGAAGAUACUCAUGAACACCACCAGUCAAAUGCAAGGGCGAAGGCAAAAUAUCAAGGGCGCAUGAUAAAGUUCAGACUUCCAUUUUCUGCGAGUAAAAUCAAUUUGGAGGAGAACGUAGCACAACGACUGAAUCUAGCCAUGGGAAGUUUUAUAAUUGAGUAUCAGGAUGAAGAUGAUGAUCGGAUAUGGAUAACCUGUGAUGGAGAUCUGAGAACGUCUAUGAGCACAUUAAGCUCAUUAGGUAGGACUACAAUCAAAAUGUAUAUUGUUAAGGACAGUCCAAAUAGGAGAGAUCAAUAG